AUCAAUUUUUAACAAGGGGACCGCCCAAUUUCAAGAGGCGAACGGGUGACAGCAAAACGAAAUCGCCCGACUACUUAUCUCCUCCGCACUUCCUACUCGAGGCACGCUUUCUCCGCCAUUGCUUUCCUCUGGAGCAGUCCCUUCUCCUGAUCAAUCCCUCAAGCACUUCCGGUCUCUGUUUCUCUCCUCUCUCUUUCUUCCUUCUUCGGGUAAACGGAAACCUUACCCGGAAACAAUCUCAAGGGAUCGAGGGGGGAGAGAGAGAGAGGGGGGCAGAGAGCGAGAGAGGGAGAGAGAGAUUUGUCAUGGGGGAAACCGCGGAAGCCCCCCAAGGCAAAACCCUAAAGCUCGUCCUCCUCGCGAUCAACUGCGCCAUGCUAGCCCUCGGCACGUGCGGCGGCCCGCUCAUCAUGCGCCUCUACUUCCUCCACGGCGGCAAACGCGUGUGGCUCUCCAGCUGGCUCGAGACGGGCGGGUGGCCCAUCAUCUUCAUCCCCCUCGCGGUAGCCUACUUCCGCCGGCGCGCCGCCGAGGGCCCCUCCGCCCGCCUCAUCCUCAUGGACCCCUUCCUCUUCGCCGCCGCGGCCGUCAUCGGGGUCCUCACGGGCCUCGACGACUACCUCUACGCGUACGGCGUGGCGCGGCUCCCCGUCUCGACCUCGGCCCUGCUCAUCGCCACGCAGCUGGCCUUCACGGCCGGGUUCGCGUUCCUGCUGGUGAGGCAGCUGUUCACGUCGUACUCGGUCAACUCGGUAUUCCUGCUGACGAUGGGGGCGGGGGUGCUGGCGAUGCACACGAGCAGCGACCGGCCGGCGGGGGAGUCGAAAGGUGAGUACUACGCGGGGUUCUUCAUGACGCUUGGGGCGGCGGCGCUGUACGGUUUCGUUCUGCCGCUGGUGGAGCUGACGUACAAGAAGGCCAAGCAGACGGUCACAUACUCGCUGGUCUUGGAGUUCCAGUUGGUGAUGUGCUUCUUCGCCACCGCUUUCAACACCGUCGGCAUGCUGGUCAACAAGGACUUCCAGGCGAUUCCUGAAGAAGCGAGGAACUUCACGCUCGGAGAAACCCGGUACUACGUGGUGCUCGUGUGGAACGGGAUCAUCUGGCAGUUCUUCUUCUUGGGAGCUAUAGGGGUCAUCCACUACGCCUCCUCUCUGUUCUCAGGAAUCAUGAUCGCCGUCCUACUCCCGAUCACCGAGAUCCUAGGCGUCAUAUGCUUCCACGAGAAGUUCCAGGUGGAGAAGGCCGUGUCCCUGGUCCUCUCUCUCUGGGGCUUCGUCUCGUACUUCUACGGCGAAUUCAAACGUGGCAAGAAGGAAAAGAAGCAGCAGCAGCAGCAGCAGCAGCUGCAGCAAGAUACCGAACCGCUUCAACAAGGCCUUCCUUGAAAGUGAAAAAGUGAAAAGACAUGGCUUUUACUUAGGCAGCUGUUAUAGUGUGUGUUAUUUCUGGCCCGCAUGAAAGUAACAAAAGGAUCUUCUUACAUAAUUUAGGAGGUGAUUACUGAUUACUGCCAGCCUGCGAUCGCAUGCUGUCCCACAGCGCUGCUACUCGCGAUCUGCAUUGUAGCAGAAUUUAUCUAGUCUUUCUUUACCGUCUUUGGUGGUUGGAUGUGUAACGACGAGAUGGAAAAGAAUUAAAGGUCCAUUCAAGUAAAAAAGUGAGUUCAAGGGGGAAAAAAUAGAAUUUGAAAUUGUAAUUGAAGAUUUGUGUUGCUGCACGCAUAGAUGCAUGCCAUAAUUUAAUGCGGUACGUUUGAUUA
Messenger RNA from Eucalyptus grandis, 1762 nucleotides. RefSeq names its product purine permease 3. The record is from RefSeq and is a predicted model, not a curated record. NCBI's taxonomy places the organism in Eukaryota, Viridiplantae, Streptophyta, Magnoliopsida, Myrtales, Myrtaceae. The transcript is spliced from 2 exons. Gene Ontology annotation, cellular component: membrane. The coding region runs from base 306 to 1388 and encodes 360 amino acids. Gene Ontology annotation, molecular function: purine nucleoside transmembrane transporter activity.